Messenger RNA from Lynx canadensis (Canada lynx), 4555 nucleotides. RefSeq names its product HMG-box containing 3 (gene HMGXB3). The record is from RefSeq and is a predicted model, not a curated record. NCBI's taxonomy places the organism in Eukaryota, Metazoa, Chordata, Mammalia, Carnivora, Felidae.
GGCGAUCCGAGGUGUGCUGCUGCCGCUGCUGCCGCCGCCGCCGCCGCCGCCGCGGAACCGGUGCUGCGGCGACGCCCGCGUCCCUGCUGUCUUCCUCGGGUUCCCCGGGGCUUGACCCCCGGGGCCCUCGGCAGGCGUCGGUGAAGAGCCUGCGGAGCGAACCUGUGCUCCCGUAGCCGCCUUCCACGACCUCAUAUCGCGACUCCGAGGAGGGGGAGCGAGAGGAGCUGUCGCGACUCCGCGCCGUGUGUCGCCGGGCGGGGCCGCGGGGCCGGGGCUCCUCCAGCCCCCGGGAUGCGCGCGCGAGCCCUCGCCUCCACUUCCUUGUUGCCGCUGUCACGACUGGAGCCGCUUCUCGCCGACAGCGGGGAGCGCGAGUGCGCCGGCCAGCCCCCUCGUCGAGCCCUCGGGCCGGACGCCUCCGGGAAUGUGAGCCGCGCGGCGUGCACGCUCCUCCGGCCAUGGAUGCAUCAUAUGAUGGUACUGAGGUAACUGUCGUGAUGGAGGAAAUUGAGGAAGCCUACUGUUAUACCUCUCCUGGGCCACCCAAGAAGAAGAAAAAGUAUAAAAUACAUGGAGAAAAGGCCAAGAAACCCAGGUCGGCUUACCUUCUCUACUAUUACGACAUCUACUUGAAAGUGCAGCAGGAGCUCCCCCACCUCCCUCAAUCCGAGAUCAAUAAGAAGAUUAGUGAAAGUUGGAGGCUCCUGAGUGUGGCUGAGAGGAGUUAUUAUCUGGAGAAAGCCAAACUAGAGAAAGAAGGUUUGGAUCCUAACUCUAAGCUCUCUGCACUGACUGCUGUGGUUCCGGACAUCCCAGGUUUCCGCAAGAUCCUCCCCCGCUCAGAUUACAUCAUCAUCCCCAAGAGCAGCCUACAGGAGGAUCGGAACUGCCCUCAGCUAGAGCUUUGUGUGGCCCAGAACCAGAUAUCCCCUAAAGGGCCAUCUCUUGUGUCCAGUGCUGCCCCGGAGGCAGUGCCCAGCCAUGCAGGCAUGGCAGAGCAGUGCCUGGCUGUGGAGGCCCUAGCUGAGGAGGUGGGAGCCCUUGCCCAGCCAGGUGCUGUACAAGAGAUCGCUACCUCAGAGAUCCUCAGCCAGGAUGUGCUCCUGGAGGAGGCUUCCCUGGAGGUAGGAGAGAGCCACCAACCGUACCAGACAAGCCUGGUGAUUGAAGAGACCUUAGUGAACGGCUCACCGGACCUCCCCACCGGAAGCCUGGCUGUGCCCCACCCCCAGGUUGGGGAGAGCAUGUCAGUGGUAACUGUCAUGAGGGAUCCCAGUGAGAGUAGCUCCUCUGCGCCAGCCACGCAGUUCAUCAUGUUGCCUCUUCCUGCCUACUCAGUUGUGGAGAACCCCACCUCCAUCAAACUGGUCACUGAAUAUAUUCGUAGGGGCCAUGGGACAUGCACCAGCCCAGGUUGCUCCUUUACCUAUGUCACCAGGCACAAACCACCUAAGUGCCCUAUCUGUGGUAACUUCCUAGGAGGGAAGUGGAUCCCAAAGGAAAAGCCAGCCAAAGUCAAAGUGGAAUUGGCUCCUGGUGUCUCCUCCAAAGGUUCGGUGGUUAAAAGAAAUCAGCAGCCUGUCACCACUGAGCAAAACUCCUCUAAGGAAAAUGCCUCCAAACUGACUCUGGAGAACUCAGAAGCUGUAAGCCAGCUCCUAAGUGUAGCUCCUCCGAGAGAAGUGGGUGAGGAGAAUGAGUGGGAGGAAGUGAUCAUCUCAGAUGCCCAUGUUUUGGUCAAGGAAGCUCCUGGGAAUCGUGGUACGGCAGCCACGAAGACGCCGGUGGUCAAGAAUGGUGUGCCGCCUGAGGUCUCUCUGGGGACAACUGAGAAUGACAGUCCAGGACCAGACAUACCACCACCAGCUGAGAGGACCAGCACCUCCAGUCCUCCCCUGCUCCCAAAAGCCUGCAGAGUUGACCCGCUCACCCCUGGGCUCAGAGCCCCUGAGCUUAAGGGCAAAGCUCGGGGCAAGCCCUCAUUACUGGCUGCGGCAAGACCCAUGAGAGCAAUUCUCCCAGCCCCAUCUAAUGUGGGCCGAGGCAACAGCAUGGGACUGUCCAGGGCCAGGCAGGCCUUUCCCCUGAGUGAUAAAACCCCCUCUGUGAGGACUUGUGGCCUGAAGCCAAGCACGCUAAAGCAGCUGGGCCAGCCAAUCCAACUCUCACACAGCAGCGAAGUGAAGCUAACAAAUGGCCCGGGCAGUCGGACGUCACAAGUAAAAGUUGUAGAAGUCAAGCCUGAUCUGUUUCCUCCAUACAAGUACAGCUGCACUGUAACGCUGGAUUUGGGCCUCGCUACUUCAAGAGGCCGGGGAAAGUGCAAGAAUCCCUCUUGUAACUACGUCUACACCAACCGACAUAAACCACGGAUUUGUCCCAGCUGUGGUUUUAACCUUGCUAAAGACCGGACUGAGAAAACCACCAAGGCUCUUGAGGUCAGCUCACCGCUCCCAGAUGUGCUGAGUGCCACAGAGCCCCUGAGCCUGGCCCAGAGGGAGGUGCAGCGCCAGUCCACUCUGCAGCUGCUGCGCAAAGUCCUGCAGAUUCCUGAGAACGAGUCUGAGCUGGCUGAGGUCUUCGCCUUGAUUCACGAACUCAACAGCUCUCGACUCAUUCUGUCCAACGUGAGUGAAGAGACGGUCACCAUCGAGCAGACCUCUUGGUCGAAUUAUUAUGAGUCUCCGUCCACGCAGUGCCUACUCUGUAGCAGCCCAUUAUUCAAAGGGGGACAAAACUCCCUGGCCGGGCCCCAGGAGUGCUGGCUGCUGACAGCCAGCCGGCUACAGGUGGUGACUGCCCAGGUGAAGAUGUGUCUGAACCCUCAUUGUCUGGCCCUGCACAGCUUCACGGACAUCUAUGCAGGUCUCUUUAAUGUGGGGAACAAGCUACUAGUGAGCCUGGACUUGCUCUUUGCAACGAACCAGAUCAAGUUGGGGGAGGACCCCAGAGUGUCCAUCAGCACUGUUCUGAAGUCAGUGCAGGAGCAGACAGGUACAGACCUGACCUUGGAGGAGCUGAGCCAGCUGCAGGAGCUGCUGUGCAAUGGCUAUUGGGCUUUCGAGUGCCUCACUGUCCGAGACUACAAUGACAUGAUCUGUGGCAUCUGUGGUGUGGCUCCCAAAGUGGAAACCCAGAGGAAUGAAGAAAAUGUGUUGGCACUGAAGAGUGUGGAAUUCACCUGGCCCGAGUUCUUGGGCCCUAGUGGUAACGUGGAGGACUUUUGGGCCACAAUGGAGACAGAGGUGAUUGAGCAGGUGGCCUUCCCUGCCAGCAUCCCUAUCACCAAGUUUGAUGUUGUUAUUGCCCCCUUCUUUCCACCGCUCAUGAGAGGAGCUGUGGUCGUCAACACUGAGAAGAAAAAAAACCUGGAUGUGCAGCCAGUACCUGGCCAUGGCAGUGCCUUGGUGAGGCUACUCCACGAGGGCACCUGCAAGCUUGAGGAGAUUGGCUCCUACAGUGAGGAGGAGCUACGGCACUUGCUGAGGCAGUGUGGCUCCCCUUGGGGACAGAAGACUCAAGACUCAAAUGAACAGCUCUGCUUCUCCUUGUUGGCCCUCUAUGAAUCUGUACAGAAUGGAACCAGAGUUAGACAGCCCCCACCUCAUCUCACGGGGGGUAAAAUCUACAAGGUGUGCCCUGCCCAGGUGAUCUGUGGCUCCAAGUAUCUCGUGCGGGGCGAAAGUGCCCGCGACCAUGUGGAUCUGCUGGUCUCUUCCCGCCAUUGGCCACCUGUCUACGUGGUAGACAUGGCCACACCAGUGGCCCUGUGUGCUGACCUCUGCUACCCAGAGCUGACCAACCAGAUGUGGGGGAGGAACCAGGGCUGCUUCUCUAGUCCUGCGGAGCCACCUGUGAGCGUAUCCUGCCCAGAGCUCUUGGACCAGCAUUAUACUGUGGACGUGAUGGAGGCUGAGCACUCCGUCCAGCACCCGGCCACCAAGACUGCCGCACGGCACAUUGUCCAUAUAGACACACAGUCCAGUCUUGGUGACCCCAGUACCGGGCACCACUCUUCAGCCCUAUGCCCUGAGUUAGCACCCUACGCAGCCGUCCUGGCCUCCAUUGCAGACAGCAAACCAAACAGUGUCCGCCAGCGGCCCAUUGCCUUUGACAAUGCCACCCACUAUUACCUCUACAACCGCCUCAUGGACUUCCUCACCAGCCGCGAAAUCGUCAACCGGCAGAUCCAUGACAUCGUGCAGAGCUGCCAGCCUGGCGAGGUGGUCAUCCGCGACACCAACCUCUACCGCCUUGGGGUUGCUCAGAUCAAGACAGAGGCUGAGGAGGGUGAGGAAGAGGAGGUGGCUGCAGUGACAGUAUAAGCCAGGCUCUUGCACCGGGACUGGGACUGCACCAUCUCAAGCCAUAGUGAGGCCCUUGCCCGAGGCAGAUCCAUCCAGGGAACCAGCGGGAAUGUUCACCUUUGGGGAGGCCUCUGAUGCUGGGACUGACCAAAGAGCUUCCCUUUCCUGAGCAUGGUGGGGCACGGGAGCCAUGGUUCUCAAUCUCCUGGGGGUCAGGAGAAGCACCAGGACACUCCUUACUAGCC